GCCCGCAGCGCGCUGACAGCCGCCACAAACCUCCGCCGAGCAGGAGAAGCAGGACUCCUCCCCAGGUCUCCGUGUGGAGCAGCAGGUGCGCAGACUCACACUCGGCCUCCAUCAGUCUGGAUUCAACGGGCGCAGCUCAAAGUCCUGUCAGGAGGUAACAGAGGGAGGAGGAGGAGAAGUAGCUGACACAGAGGAGAGAGCCAUGCUGUCCCUGAGCUGUGCCGACCCGUGGGCCGAAGGCUCCGUGGGUCUGGAGGAGGAGGUGGUGACUGCGGCGGCUCAGGCUGAGGAGCGGGACGGAGUCAGCGGCACCGACAGCAGCAGCUGCUCCGUCAGCCUGGACGACAGCCUGACCAGCCUGCAGUGGCUGCAGGAGUUCUCCAUCCUCGGCACCAACGUGCCGCAUCACACGCACCACCAGCACCACCUGUUCGGCCACCAGCAGCUGGGCUCUGACGCGCCAGCCUCCCCCCUGGCCGGGGAUCCGGCCUCCAUCGGGAUGCCGCUGACCCCGGGGAAGCCCACGGCGGCGGCCUACAGCAGGAUGCAGCCACUGCCCGGCAUCGUGGCGCACGGACACUGUCCGGACGACGUGGACUACAAAACCAACGCGCACAUCAAGCCACCGUAUUCCUACGCCACCCUCAUCUGCAUGGCCAUGCAGGCCAGCAAGAAGAGCAAGAUCACGCUGUCCUGCAUCUACAAAUGGAUCACCGACAACUUCUGCUACUACCGCCAUGCUGACCCCACCUGGCAGAACUCGAUCCGACACAACCUCUCGCUCAACAAGUGCUUCAUCAAGGUGCCGCGGCAGAAGGACGAGCCCGGGAAGGGGGGUUUCUGGAAGAUUGACCCGCAGUAUGCUGAGCGCCUCCUGAGUGGUGCCUACAAGAAGAGACGAAUGCCGCCCGUCCAGAUCAACCCGGCCCUGCGGAACAGACUCGGGGUGAACAUGCAGCCUCAGCCCAGAGGGCAGAUCGGGCUUUGCGUCAACCCAGAGUCCCAAAGGCUUCUUCGAGAGUUCGAAGAGGCAACGGGGGCUGAUCAGAAUUGGGACCCCCAUCUGGCUGAGGGGACCAUGCUGGGGUCCUGGCCAGUGGUCAGGGGAAGGAGUGGGCUCAAGAGGAAGCAGGGCUCUAAAAAUGGUGCUGCCAAAGCCCCCCGUCGGUCCAGCUCCCCUCUGCUCUCCAUGGAUGAACAGAAGGAGAUUGGACCUCUGAAGGGAGACUUCGACUGGGACGCCCUUCUGGAUUCUGCCCUCAGCGGGGAGCUCACUUUGGAAGGUGGUGAGCCUCUGAGCCCCAUUAUGAAAGAGGAGGACCUAACAGUGCGGGGAACCCACAUUUCUCCUGUUGAAGCCCCUGCAGGCUCAGCAGAGGCAGAGAGGAGUAACAACAUGUCUGACUUUGAUGAGGAGACCUUCCUUGCCACAGCCUUCCUGGAGAACCCCUGGCCAGAAGAGGAGGCGGAUCAUGGCCGCAGUGAUUUCCUCUGUAGCUCCACUGUCAACUUAGACCAGCUGUUUGGGCUCGAGGACCCAUUAGGUGGGGACCCCAGCAGGAUGGACACCCUCCUUUAAGGAAUAAUUUCCAGGUCGUCUUACAAACUAAGAACGCUUCUCAACACAACCUGGGAAUAAAAUACUCUUUUUUUAUCCUCAUGCAAGCUUAACCGUCCUUUUCAAGAUGUUUAAAGUAUUUUUAGAGGAACAUUUUUACGCAGGUUCAAUGCUGGAAAUAAACACUCAAUGCC
Messenger RNA from Pundamilia nyererei, 1752 nucleotides. It is a transcript of the gene foxj1a, whose product is annotated as forkhead box J1a. Gene Ontology annotation, biological process: regulation of transcription by RNA polymerase II. Gene Ontology annotation, cellular component: nucleus. The record is from RefSeq and is a predicted model, not a curated record. The transcript has 3 exons. Gene Ontology annotation, molecular function: DNA-binding transcription factor activity, RNA polymerase II-specific; RNA polymerase II cis-regulatory region sequence-specific DNA binding. The coding region runs from base 203 to 1579 and encodes 458 amino acids. NCBI's taxonomy places the organism in Eukaryota, Metazoa, Chordata, Actinopteri, Cichliformes, Cichlidae.